GCUGAGAGAAAGAUGCUCUCUACCAUGAGGCACCCUGCUGAGGAUGGCCUGAAGAAGGGCCUCCAAGGAGGCAGAAGGACUCGGUUCAGAGUCUGGCUGAGGGAUCAGUGUAGAAGCCUCUGCUGUUGUUGCUGCAGGUCUCCUAGGGUAACACAGAGAUCUCAGUCUGGGUACUUGGAGGAGGUCUCCAGUGUGCACUCUGACUCCCUGUCUGAGGAAGAGUGGCCUCAGGGGACAGAAUCCUGGGAGCAACUGAGAUCCAGUAGGAGGCUGCUGUCCCUGGACACAUCCUCAGAAGGCUCCAUGGACGACCAGGGGGAACCUCCUGCCCAGACAGCAGAGAAUGUCCUCCCCCAGGGCUGCGUGCAGUUGGUGGUGGGGAGCAGCCCCCUGUAUAGUGACAUCCUGCUCCAUGAGCCCCCCAGGGACCUGUGUGUUCUGCACACACAGCCUGAAGGUCCCUGUGAUGGUGAGGAGGUGCCAACAGCCCCCUGUUGCCAGGAGGCCCAAGAGCCAGUGUCCUCUGCAGGUGUGGAGCCCUCAGCAGCACUGGAGCCAGCACCCUCAGCCAGGACAGCAGGGACCCCAGAGGCACAGCUAGCAGAAGCACUUCUUGCUCAGAGCCGGAGGUCCAGAGCUGCACUCCCAGAUCCAGCUGUGGAGAAGGCCCUGCGCCCUUCUCUCACCCCUCAGCUGGCCCUCCCCUCCCUGAGGGAGUCCUGUAUGGCUUUCUUGGUCUCCUGCCUGUUGAUGUACCCUUUACUCUUCAGAUAUAUUGCUCUGCUUUUACUCAAUUGA
Messenger RNA from Erinaceus europaeus (western European hedgehog), 798 nucleotides. RefSeq lists its product as uncharacterized. Lineage: Eukaryota; Metazoa; Chordata; Mammalia; Eulipotyphla; Erinaceidae. The transcript has 3 exons. The record is from RefSeq and is a predicted model, not a curated record. Bases 13 to 798 code for a protein of 261 amino acids.